Molecule: messenger RNA, 1267 nt
Organism: Folsomia candida
Lineage: Eukaryota; Metazoa; Arthropoda; Collembola; Entomobryomorpha; Isotomidae
Product: PE-PGRS family protein PE_PGRS16
Exons: 3
Coding region: 81-998 (305 amino acids)
Source: RefSeq, a predicted model, not a curated record
AUAGGUAGGAGUUUAGUCUUUGCUCGGCAUUUGUCCACAAAUCACCUAGUUCCUCAUUUUUUCAAAUUCGUCCUCAAAAAAUGGGAAACCCCACGAUAAUCUUAUUCUUCGGAAUCCUCCUCCUCGCCAAUUUCGCCAAGUGUGAAGAUGCCGCAGCGACCGGUGCUGCCGGUGCUGCUGCAACGUCUUCUUCAAAUACGGGAACCGCCCCAGUCGCCGGGCUUACGGCCCCUCCUCCCCCACAUCCAGGUGGUCCGGGGGGUAUUGGACCUGGUGGAAUUCCCGGUGGCUUGGGAGGACUCUUCCCUGGACUCGGUUUUGGGGGAUUAGGAUUCAACAAGCACUUGGACUUUAACGCUGGGGCAGGAUAUGGACCUUUCCUCGGAGGACUGGGAGGGUUUGGAGGUGGUGUUCCGCCCCCACCCCCGGUCGAUGCUGGAAUUGACCCUGGAUUGGGUGGUGGAUUUGGAGGUCUCCCCUUUGGUCUUUUAGGCCCAUCUUACAUCCCCUCGACAUGGAUUGGUUCGGCCCUCGGUGCUAAAGGUGAUCUUCUAUUUCCUCUCGUCAUGUUCGUCUUCUUCGUCGUCGGAGUGUGGACCAUUGUCCAAUUUCUCCUCGGACUCAUCGUCCCCCUGAUCGCGGCCAAGGUUUCCAUCCUCAAGGGAGGUCUCAACAACAAGUUCUCCAGGAGGAGUCUCACCCCUCAGGAAGAAAAGGAUGAGCAAAUCACCCACCUGACCAACGUGGUGUGGGCAGCGUUUGAAAACUUUGGCUGUAUGAAGACCUCAGCAUGCUACACGGGAAAUAUGGUCCAUUCUUUGGCUGGAACUGAUAACUUGAAGCAGUACGAAGGGAUUUUGGACACGAUGAAGAUCAUGGACAAGGAUAUUGUCGCAAUUUUUAAGAAAUCUGUCGAAUCUGGACAAGAAGACUGCUCCAAGUACCCGUGUGACGCGUUUGGAAAGAAUGCUGAGCACCAAAAGGGCGAUUCUGAAUGAUUAAGGUUUAGUCAUCAACUUAAAUAUUUAGUUCCACGAAGAGCUUUAAACGUCGGUAGAGAUAUAGAUGCUAAUUUGAAUGUUAAACAAAUCUUAAUUAAAUUAGUCAAAUCUACUAAAUUCCCAUAGAUUAUGAUAUAUGUGCAGCAACAGAAAAGAAUCACGUGUAAUAUUUUUUGUAGCUUUUAUUCUCUCGUUAAAAUUGAGUAGUUAUAAUGGAACAUCAUUUUUUUGGCAUAUUCGUGAAAAUAAAAAAAGUGUUAAACCAA